AUGGGAAACGGUCAAAAGGCACAGAUGAAGCGCGAGCGUAACGCCAAGAACGCCGGUGGCACCGCCAACUCCCAGCUCAAGGUCAACGAGGCUGCCAAGAGCAUUGUUUGCCAGACCUGCCGUCAGACCUUCUUGUGCACCAUCCGUACCAAGGCUCUUGAGGAGCACGCCACCAACAAGCACAGCAAGACCAUGAACGACUGCUUCCCUGGAUUUGUUGAGACCCCCAAGAAGUAA
Messenger RNA from Linnemannia hyalina, 237 nucleotides. NCBI's taxonomy places the organism in Eukaryota, Fungi, Mortierellomycota, Mortierellomycetes, Mortierellales, Mortierellaceae. The record is from the annotation of a GenBank genome assembly.